AUGCUUAAUUUCUUUUAAUCGAUUUGUUGCUUUUCUAAUCGUGAGAAGCCUGAUAAAGCCAAUAGACCUAUCUAAAAACCAGCUCAAACUAUGUCUAUUUAACCUAUAGUAACUGAGAAUACGUAGAGUCAAAUCUUAGAAAAUGAUAUUAUAGAAACGGAUUAAUACCUUCAAUUAGACAACCAAUACUAUAUUGAACAAUUAGAGUAUAAAUACAUUAUUAAUUCAUUAGUUUCCAAUCUUCUAGUGAUAUCCCAUCUACUCAAUAGCCUUCUGACUACAUGUUAUAAGAAGAAGGAAUAAACUACUAACCUAUGCAAGAAGAAAUUGACUAAAGUGCAAAAAAAGAACAAACUGUAACUAGAAAAGUAAUUAUUCAAUUCUAUUUCUAUUAGAAAAGAGUACUCAAACUUUGGGAUGCCACUGAAGAUGCUCAAUUACGUAUACAAUAUGAAAAACACAAUGGAAAAUGGAAUGAAAUUGCCAAGCACAUGCCUGGAAGAAAUGUUUCUUAAUGUUGUUAAAGAUGGAGAAGAUUGCAACCAGUCAAGAUUGUAUUAUAUUUGUAUUUAUUUAUAGAUUAAAAGAAAAUAAUGGACUUAAGUAGAAGAUGAAAAGAUCCUUGAAUUAGUAUAAUAACAUGGAAAAAAUUGGAAAUUAAUUGCUUUACGUAAAAAUUAAUUCAACUAUAGUGCCUUAGACUUUCCGGGUAUUUUGAGUAAAUAAAUAAGAGAACGUUAUAUAAAUAAAAUCGACCCUGAAAUUAAUACUGGACCUUGGACUGAAGCUGAAGAUGCAACCAUCAUCAAAUUGUAUUAGGAAUAUGGAGGAAAAUGGAGUCUCAUUUCUUCUCAUCUUAAAGGGAGGCCUGUAAGUUUAUAUAUUAAUCUGUAGGAAAAUAUGGUCAAAAAUAGAUUCUAUUGUUAUAUCAGAAGAGUUCAUCUUGGUGUCCAAAAUCCAUACUAGAUUGUUUAUAAUGAGAAUUCUGAUAGUGAACAAGAAAAUUCUAAUGAUGAGAUGGAAUUUGAAUGA
This is a messenger RNA of Paramecium pentaurelia, 1032 nucleotides long. The record is from the annotation of a GenBank genome assembly. NCBI's taxonomy places the organism in Eukaryota, Ciliophora, Oligohymenophorea, Peniculida, Parameciidae.